This is a messenger RNA of Seminavis robusta, 2526 nucleotides long. The record is from the annotation of a GenBank genome assembly. Lineage: Eukaryota; Bacillariophyta; Bacillariophyceae; Naviculales; Naviculaceae.
AUGGAACAAUACUUCUGUAAGAAACAAAAAGAGAAACUAGAAAAGCACUAUGCUUCUUUCAAAGCACCAACAGAAUACAAACGUAGAGACAUAGCAACAGUGGAUACAAAAGGGUAUCCAGAACUCACUCGGCAUGGGAUUCCAAUGAAUGUCCCUGCCCUUCGUUGUGUCUGUCUUGCUCUCAUGAGAUUGUCAAAUGAAGUCCCUGAGAUCCUGGAAUUCAAUAAAUCAGGUCGGAGUGAGGCAAAGAUGUUGCUGAACGUUGGUCUGGUUCCAUCAGCAAAUAAGAAGAGGUUGUAUGACAAUGUCAAGUCAUUCUUACCGUCGGCAUUAGAGGCAUCACUGGCUGCUGGAAAUGCAGCAACAGCAGAACUCACUUUGUUUGAUGCGAGGACAGUAUUCAUCCGAGUACUUGCGGCAUUGGAUAUGCAAGCAUUCUUGAAGGUGGCUGAAGAGAAGCUGAGACCAAAGAUGCCGAAGCUGGAACCUCAUCUUCAGAAGGCGCUGCUGUAUGAUGCAUCUCUAUCGAAGAAUCAGUUUGAGUUGGUUCGAAAGUAUUUGAUUGUGGCACUCGGAUACAAUCCAUUCCAACCCGUCUCCAUGAUCAAAGCUCUUGACGUGGAGGUAUUUCAGCCAACGCACCUGUCGUUCAAGGAAGAUAAGCAAAACAAAAUGAGCCAUUACCGACCAGUUGAUGAAGCGAGCAAGUGGGCAUUGGACAAGGCAACAACAAGACUUACAGAGGCAGGAGAUAUCAAAAGAAUCGCCAAGUGUCACAUCGUCUUUGGGGGGGACCAUGGCCAAGGAGCCUUUCGUGCUGUGGCGACGAUUCUACUCUUGUCCAAAGGCCACGUCCACAAGUAUGAGCUUGAGCUGGAGAAUGACUUUCUUUGUGGCUUCAUAGAGUGCAAGAAGGAUAACGCGGUAACACUGAACUAUUCCCUUGCAAAGCCACUCAAUGAUUCCUUGAAGAGAACUGGACCGGAGCUUGUAUUUUGCCAAGACGAGGACUCCAAUCGGUUCAUCGAGUGGGGGAGGACGGACGAGAUCAGUCGACGGGAAGGCAUCAUUGUCUUGCAUUCGGUUGAUGUAGAGUUGUUUAUGGUUGGAGACCUCAAGUUUCAGCUGAUGGUUGAAGGUAGAGUUGGCAGUGGUCAUUGGUGCGCUCGUUGUAAGCUGGGGAAGACCGAGUGGAGCAACGCAGAAAGCUGCAUCGCAUGUGGUGAAGCUUGGACUUGGGAAAAGAUCGCUGCUCAAAAGCAGUCAGCUGCACGGAUCCAACAGCAGAAGAAGAGACAACCCAAGCCAAAUGAAACCCGGGGAUGUGUACAGCCUCCGAUCUUUGAUGCCAUUCCGGUGCAAAACUACCUCACUCCGGUGUUACACGAUGUGGACCUCUUUACCAACACAGUCAAAUCGCUGUUUGAUUCAUAUGUCGACUAUAGACUUGAGAACAGACCGAAAGAGGUGCUGGAAGUUAGGUGGGCGGAAGCAGAUGGGAUAAUUGAUGAGGAGGAAGCUGAUGAUAGAGUUUACACAGCAACUGACUUACUGAAGACAGCGAAAGCAUUGGGCAAUCCCCUUCUGAUAACCGAAGCAAAGGAAUCAUUGGAAGCGGCCAAAGAGGAACUGAAGGAAGCCAAGCAUGCGUUGUCAAAAGCCAAAGACGACCGGAGGAAGGUUGAAGAGUUGAAGGAGCAUGGAGCACUCAGUCGGGAGGUUCGACAGCAGCUGGAUGAACAAAUGGCCACUCUUUUCAACAUUCAUCGGUCUUCAUAUCAUGGUGGUGCAAUGGUUGGCAACUACUGCCGAAAGAUGCUGCAUGGUGCAGACACAGUGAUGGAUGCAGCUGAGGCAAUGCUCAAACAGAUCCCACAAGAGCUGAGAGCCAAGGGCUGUGAUGAUGCCGAAAUCAGCAAAUACUGCAACGGCUUCAAGCGAAUCCUCCAAUACAUGAGUAUCCUCUCGCACUACUGCUAUCAGCCGUAUGGCACAAUAACAGACAAUGAGAUUGCUUCAAUCCGAGACGUCUUGGUUCCACGCUUGGUGCGUCUCUUUGGAAAGAUGUCGACGACCCUCCCUCCGAAGCUCCAUAUGUUCGGUCACCUCAUCGAAGAUCUGGACCGCACACGAGGAAUGAAGUUCCACCACGAGUCAAAGAUAGAAGUCGCUCAUCAAAUCGGGAAACAGACCGAUCUGAGGUUCAGGUCAUUGGCAGCAAAAAAGGAAAAGAGGAUGAAAGCCGAAAUGAAGUUCGAAGCCAACUUGAAGGACGAUGCCGUGAAAGCCUCGCAGCAGGAGGUCAAGAACAAGAGAAAGCGACGAUUUGGAGAGAAAGCAAAAGCAGCAAGGCAGUUAGCAGCGGAAAGGAAAAAGGAACAGAGGUUGAAUUCGAUUGAGGAGAUCCUUGCGCUGCCGGAGAUCGAGGACGAGUUUCCCUCACUGCAAGAACUUACCAUAGUCGAUCGCAAGAGGACAAGAGAGGAGGAGCGUAUGAACAAGGCAAGGGAAGAAGCAGCGGCUUGA